GGUUGAAUCGAUUUGGUAAACCGUUUGCUUGGGCGAUGGGUUUUGGACUACUACUGCUACUACUACUAGGGUUUUUGCAAAGAUAAAUCCCAAUCUCCUCUCUCUCUUUCUUCUUCUCCACUCCACAAUCCAGAGUCCGGAGUCCUGAUCAGAUUCAAAGCACCGAUCAACCGCAGAAGAACGCGAAAGACAAUGGCGAAAUCGAGCUCCAUCAACGCACUCAGGCUCCUCCACCAGUCCGCUGCUUCUUUCACCAGAGAGAUUUCCACAUCGUCGUCCCCUUCCGCCUCCAUUCUCAAGCAGUCUUCGCUUCUCUCCAAUCGCCUCUUGCCACGUCAUCCGACCCCCCUCUCCUCCGUCCGCCACUUCCGCGGCUCCCGCGAUCCCAGCACAAGGUAUGAAAUUCCUCCUCCGGUUAAUUGGGGCAUUCGGAUAGUCCCUGAGAAGAAAGCUUUCGUGGUGGAACGGUUCGGGAAGUAUGUGAAGACGCUCACCCCUGGAAUUCACGUGCUCGUUCCGUUUGUCGAUCGAAUUGCUUACGUUCAUUCUCUGAAGGAAGAGGCGAUUCCAAUUCCCGACCAAUCUGCUAUCACCAAGGACAAUGUUAGCAUCAUGAUUGAUGGAGUUCUGUAUGUUAAGAUUGUGGACCCUCGUCUGGCAUCGUACGGUGUUGAGAAUCCAUUGUAUGCGGUUAUUCAACUCGCACAGACCACAAUGCGUAGCGAGCUGGGGAAAAUCACCCUAGACAAGACAUUUGAGGAAAGAGACACCUUAAAUGAAAAGAUAGUGAUGGCCAUCAAUGAGGCUGCACAAGAUUGGGGCCUGAAGUGUCUUCGUUAUGAAAUAAGGGAUAUAUCUCCUCCUCGUGGAGUGAGGGCAGCUAUGGAGAUGCAGGCUGAAGCCGAACGCAAAAAGAGAGCUCAAGUUCUUGAGUCUGAAGGAGAAAGACAGGCACACAUUAAUAUUGCUGACGGAAAGAAGAGUUCAGUGAUACUUGCAUCAGAAGCUGCAAAGAUGGAUCAGGUUAAUAGAGCACUAGGAGAAGCAGAAGCAAUUCUUGCUAAAGCGCAAGCAACAGCCAAAGGAAUUGCCAUGGUUUCACAGACUCUUAAAGAACACGGGGGUGUGGAGGCUGCAAGUUUAAGAAUUGCAGAGCAAUAUAUCCAAGCUUUCAGCAAGAUUGCCAAAGAGGGCACUACAUUGCUUCUUCCAGCAACGGCUUCCAAUCCUGCCAGCAUGAUGGCUCAAGCUCUGACCAUUUACAAAAGUUUGAUUGGCAAUGAGUCUAGUGGUGUUCAAGAUACCUCUCACGCCGAAGUCACUGGAAAUGUUGAAGGUGAGCCUCCCGAGAAAACCAGCAUUUAUAGCUCCAAGCAUCCUAAAUCAACUGAUGGAGAUAACCAAGGCAGGCCGGUAUUCUCUCUCCAGAGUCCAAAAAAUGAGCAUUGACACCAGCCACCAUACUCACCCUGUUAGGCAAAGUUCUAUUGUGCCACAAAGUUUUGUGGAUUCAUUUUCACUUUUAGUCGCUUUCAACUUACCUUAGGACAGCAAAAGGCAAUGAUUUCUGUAGAAUAUCAAUAUUGGCAAGAGGAGUUCUUUUGGUUCUGCUGAUUGUUUUCAUGUUUUAGUGGCUUUCCACUUACCUUAGGAAAGGAAAAAAGCAAAGAAUUAUGUAGACUGUCAAGAUUGGUGAGAGGGGUGGUUAUUCUUUUGCGAAUAGUCACCAUAUAUAGCUCGUGUUUUGAUCCAA
Messenger RNA from Rhododendron vialii, 1753 nucleotides. RefSeq lists its product as uncharacterized. The coding region runs from base 193 to 1449 and encodes 418 amino acids. Gene Ontology annotation, cellular component: membrane. Lineage: Eukaryota; Viridiplantae; Streptophyta; Magnoliopsida; Ericales; Ericaceae. The transcript has 9 exons. The record is from RefSeq and is a predicted model, not a curated record.